AUUUUCGCAUUUUAACAAAUUUUUGAAAUUUCAUAUCUUAGUGUUUCCAUUAAAAAACAAAAGUAUACUUUUGUUUAUGUUGUGGAAACACCAUCGUUAGCUACCUAAUCUUUUCCUUCUGGCUUUUGACAGCUUUCAAAACAUAGGUUAAACCAUGGCUCCUAGGAAAAAUAAAGUUGCGAAAGAGGAGGUCCAGGUGACCCUUGGUCCUCAGCACUUGGCAGGCGAAACUGUAUUCGGAGUCGCUCACAUUUUUGCUUCAUUCAAUGACACAUUUGUACACGUUACUGACUUAUCCGGUCGGGAAACCAUCGCUCGUGUUACUGGUGGCAUGAAGGUAAAGGCUGAUCGUGAUGAAGCCUCACCCUAUGCUGCUAUGUUGGCUGCACAGGAUGUUGCAGAGAAAUGCAAAACUCUUGGAAUAACUGCUUUACACAUCAAACUCCGUGCUACUGGUGGUAACAAGACAAAGACACCAGGGCCUGGCGCCCAGUCUGCUCUUCGUGCCCUUGCUCGUUCCAGUAUGAAGAUUGGCCGCAUUGAGGAUGUGACACCGGUCCCAUCAGACUCCACUCGCAGGAAGGGUGGUAGACGUGGUCGCAGGUUGUAAUCUGGUAGUGUAAGUUCACUGUGCACUUUUAAUAAAAAGUUAACAGUA
Molecule: messenger RNA, 658 nt
Organism: Galleria mellonella (greater wax moth)
Lineage: Eukaryota; Metazoa; Arthropoda; Insecta; Lepidoptera; Pyralidae
Gene: RpS14
Product: 40S ribosomal protein S14
Exons: 3
Coding region: 155-610 (151 amino acids)
Biological process (GO): ribosomal small subunit assembly; translation; maturation of SSU-rRNA from tricistronic rRNA transcript (SSU-rRNA, 5.8S rRNA, LSU-rRNA)
Cellular component (GO): cytosolic small ribosomal subunit; ribosome
Molecular function (GO): mRNA 5'-UTR binding; structural constituent of ribosome; small ribosomal subunit rRNA binding
Source: RefSeq, a predicted model, not a curated record